AUGCCUGCUGGUGGUACGACCCUGCGGUCGACCGCAGACUAUCACGAGACAUCAAGGUCAUCAUCUGGUCGCCACCACCACCAUCAUCAACAUCAACAUCAUCGCUUGUCAGGAUCAUCCUCCUAUGUCUUUGCACCUAGCUGGAUGCUACGUAAUGGGAAGAAACCACCAAACAAUGACCAACUCGCUUUUACUUCAUUCGCUGGAGGCAACAAUGCACCACAAACGUCAUUUUCUUCUCGUAAAUCAGAUUACUCUCGACCCACAGUAUCGACAUUACGUUCAUCCAAUUCAUCGCCUUAUCCAUCAUCUUGGGAGGAGGAAGAGAACAACAACGAUAAGCCUGAUGCCAGUGAAUUCCCUACCCUCACAUCAGAUGAUACAAUCAACAAACGCAACGAAGGACGAUCAGCAUGGAGCAAUCCACAUUUGAUCAAGGAAAAAGUAUUAUCACCAACACGAAUCGACCAAGUUAGUCAAUUGGAUAUGGGUCCAUCCCCUGAAGACAUUGAAUUUGAAAGGCUCAAGGCAUUGGUACCAAAGCAACGCACGGCAACAAGAAAGAUUGGCAAUCGGUUAUCCUCUGCGAGUCCAUCACCCUCGUCUUCUUCAUCCUCAUCUCAUCACCAUCAUCAUCAUCGCAGCAGUCAUCCUCAUCCUCCUCAUCAACAACAUUCUCAACCGCAUCCUCAUCAUCGUACAUCCAAAAGCAGCUCCACCCAUAUACGUGCUACCAACACCACCAGCAGCCAUAGAGCACCUUUUAUGAAAAAGGAUCACCCUGCCAUUGUCAAAAUCUCGACUUCCACUCAUGCUACCACCACCACCAUCACCACCAAACGUGUCUCCAGUGAUAGUGGUACCAGCACUAGUAGCAGCAGCACUAGCAGCACUAGCAGCAGCAGUGGUAUGCAACAUGAUAUGGCUCAACAAGAUCCAUUGCCAACAGCACCACCACGAUCAUCAUCAUCCACCACCACCACCACAGCAAGAACACCACCGACACCACCAACCACUUCAACAACAACCACAACACCAGGACACUUGUGGGUCGAUGAACGAGAAAAGCAACAUUUCUUGUCAUGGUUGUAUACUUGGACAUGUCAACCUGGGAUUGAAUGGAGAAAGGAUGCGCAUGCAUUACAUCAUCAUGGUGAGUAUUCGUAUUUUGGUCCUCUCGGUACAAAGAGUGAUGCAAGCUUGUUCUACCAAGGAAAUAUUCUCGUGCAUUCUCCAUGGUACAAUUACUCCUGA
Molecule: messenger RNA, 1254 nt
Organism: Lichtheimia ornata
Lineage: Eukaryota; Fungi; Mucoromycota; Mucoromycetes; Mucorales; Lichtheimiaceae
Exons: 3
Coding region: 1-1254 (417 amino acids)
Source: RefSeq, a predicted model, not a curated record